UUCCUUUCCAAAUUCUGUAUUGUAGAAAAAUAUGCUGCCCCAGAAGAGAUGAUUGGACACUCUCAAGCGUGGUGUUGGACUUUGUCAUCUCUUGCACAGCCAUCUCCAGACCUUAGUGCUUACCUCAUGUUAGUAUUUUAUAUUUUGCAAAGACAAAAACCAAAAUAAUCCAAAUUUGACACAAAUACCUGGGAUCCAUCUUAUUUGAGAUGUUUAACACAUGUCUGGAUCAUCUUUUCUUAUAUUGGAUUAUAACACAGGAAACACUGUGAAUGCCCGCCCGGCAGGACGACUGAGCAAGGCCUUGGAAAACCAGAGAGAUCAGAGCGGUGAGUCGCGCUGGUCACGUUGGACACCUGCGCGUUAGGAGAUUUUGGAGCCAGAGGGAGAGCCGAAUGGCCUUCACCCGCCUUGCCCCUCUCCUUCCUCAGAAGCCCCCAGAAACUCCCCGGUCGGCGACCCAGCCCGAGCCGCCUGGGGUCCCAAGGGAAGCUGAACGCCCGGUGGGCUCCCGGGAUGGCUCUUCCCGUUCUCUGCGCUGCCUUCACCCAGUGAGGGAGCCUGUGCCCACCCCGCCCUGUCGCUUCCGGGGCUGCUGCGGAGCUGCCGCUGCCAUCUUCGGAUCCUGUGUCCCGCACGGGGGCUCCACCAGGACAGGGAUGGUGAAUGGGGAAAUGGAGAGAGAACCUGAAAGAGCCCCAAACUCGAGGACCUGUUGCUCCCCAAGAAUAACAUCUUCCAGAACUAAAUAGAAAACUAGGCGUCUGGGAACCCUGAAAUCCUUGGAGGAGUAGCAUCAUCAUGACCCUCUGUGUUCCUUUUGGCAAAGGACUUGCUUCCAUUGUUUGUUUGUUCAAUUGUCUGUUUGCUAAAUAAAUAAAACCCUUUUCAUGUAUCUUUAAAAUUA
Mandrillus leucophaeus (drill) is the source of this 907-nucleotide messenger RNA. RefSeq lists its product as uncharacterized. The coding region runs from base 396 to 752 and encodes 118 amino acids. The transcript is spliced from 3 exons. NCBI's taxonomy places the organism in Eukaryota, Metazoa, Chordata, Mammalia, Primates, Cercopithecidae. The record is from RefSeq and is a predicted model, not a curated record.